Molecule: messenger RNA, 852 nt
Organism: Nerophis ophidion (straightnose pipefish)
Lineage: Eukaryota; Metazoa; Chordata; Actinopteri; Syngnathiformes; Syngnathidae
Gene: rpp25l
Product: ribonuclease P/MRP 25 subunit-like
Exons: 2
Coding region: 158-751 (197 amino acids)
Biological process (GO): tRNA 5'-leader removal
Cellular component (GO): ribonuclease MRP complex
Molecular function (GO): RNA binding
Source: RefSeq, a predicted model, not a curated record
ACAUCUAGUAUGUGGGUGUCAAUCAUUGGUACUUUUUUAAACUUUUAUGCAUACCACGCCCCCGGGUCCGUGCGCAAGGCACUUUGCGACACUUGUCGUUGCUUUACGGCAGCGGCUAAACAUGUGACGCAAAAGACCGAAGAGAAGAAAACAAACAAUGGAGAACUACAGCAAAGCUCGUAGCGUGGAACAGCCGUCUGUGUGUCCAUUCAAGCUCGCCGCCGACACGCCGGAGGUCUGCGUCAAAGACGGCAGCAAGAUCCGCAACCUGCUGCGCUUCGCCCUCAGCCGCAUCGGUGCCAAGCCGAGGGCGACAGAGGCUCAGGAGGAAGCCGCCCACCAGGCUCUGCCCCUUUGCCGCCAGCUGGUGUUGACGGCGAGCGGAAAGGCCGUGUCCAAAGCCAUCACCUGCGCCGAGCUGCUGAAGCGGCGCGUGAAGGGCAUGCAUCAGCUGACCGAGCUCGCCAACAGCACCGUGACGGACGUGUGGGAGCCGCUGGAGCCCGACGCCGGCCUGGACAGUCUCACCGUCAGCAGGAAGCUGCCCGCAAUCUGGAUCCUCCUCUCGAAGGACCCUCUGGACCGGCAGAGGCCCGGGUACCAGGCGCCGGGCCGCUUUGACGGCCUGUGGGGGCAAGCCGUCGCCGCCAGGGAGGACAGGGGACUGUGGGGGGCUCACAAAAGGAAGAGAGGAGGCGGGGGCGGCAACAGGGGGAGGGGACGUUCUAGAGACCUCCAAGCGGGCAGCUGAUCCUGAUACCUGAUUGGACGUCACUUCCUGUUUCAUGUGACUCACCUUGAUUUGUGGAUAUUAUUUUUGAAGACAUCGAAAUAAACAGAACAUCGAAUGUG